Molecule: messenger RNA, 2284 nt
Organism: Triticum aestivum (bread wheat)
Lineage: Eukaryota; Viridiplantae; Streptophyta; Magnoliopsida; Poales; Poaceae
Product: U-box domain-containing protein 26
Exons: 1
Coding region: 848-2050 (400 amino acids)
Biological process (GO): protein ubiquitination
Molecular function (GO): ubiquitin protein ligase activity
Source: RefSeq, a predicted model, not a curated record
AGCCUCUUAUUAAUCCAUUUUUAAAAUGGUGCAGCCUCUCAAGUUGGCCGUUCCAAGCUGCACAUUGCAUUCCGGCCAGUCCCCAACUCUGACCGCCCCCAUGUUUCCUUCCAGUAUUCAACUUUCCUCGCUCAUGGCGUGUACUGGUCCAAUCACCAGACCAAUCCCUUUCAAAGACUACCACCAAAAGAGAAAGUUCUCCAGCCGCUGCGGCUGCCUUUAUCUUGCCAUGACCAUCGCACACACCUCCUCCUCUCUCGUCCUCCUCGCUCCUCCUCCCCCUCCUCUCUCUCCUCCAAGACAGAGAGACACACACAGAGAGAGCCCAUAUCAUUUCCAGUACUGCCUGUGACACUUGUGCUGCUGCGACUCCUGUUGUUUGGCCAGCCUUGUGCCCAUCAUCUGCAUCAAGUACGGCCAUCAUAGGGGCCGGGGCCGGCAUCCCACGCAGUGACCGACCCUGCUGCGGUCACUUCACGGGUUUCGUCUGCCGCUGUUACAUUACAUCGCCAUGGAUUCUUGAUGGGAGUGGCAUGGGAGUGAGUGCCUCCAACCUCCAACGAGUUAAAAAAAAGCUUUCUGUGUGACCGCAUUCCUCGAAAUAAGUCGAUCGCGGCCUACAAAGGCUUCUCCACCGAUCGGCCGGAGCUGCAGAUUUGUUUGCCAUCUUUUGGGGUUUUCUUGAUGAGUUCUUGGUUGGUAUGAGUGGAGUGGUUUGCGAUUCUCUUUUUCCUGCUUGGAGGAAGGAUUAGGUUCUUCCAUUUCUUGCUGGGUCCGUGCUCUUGUGUGGGCGUCUAGCUUCUUCCAUUUCUUGUUGCAUUCCUGCUGAUCUCUGUGGGUGCCAGAGAUGAGCGUACCGCACCUGUUCCGGUGUCCGAUCAGCCUGGACAUCUUCACGGACCCGGUGACGCUCUGCACGGGGCAGACGUACGACCGUCAAUGCAUCGAGCGGUGGCUCGCUGACGGCCACCGCACCUGCCCCGUCACAAUGCAGGCCCUCGGCGACGCCGACACCACCGUGCUCGUGCCCAACCGCACCCUGCGCCACCUCAUCGAGCGCUGGCUCUCCGCCGCCACCGACCACAGCCUCCCGGAGUCGGCGGACGACGAUCCAUCGCUUGCGGCGCUCAAGCGGUGCCUCCAGUCCGACGCCACCUCCGCCGCCGCCAAGAUCGGCGCGCUCAAGAAGGUCUUGGCGCUGGCGUCCGAGUCCGACGUCGGCCGCGCGUGCAUGCUGCAGCUGGGGUUCCUCUGCGUGCUCCUGCCGCUCGUCUUCCACGCCGCGCCGACCGCGCCAGCGCAGCGCCACGCGGAGGCGGAGGAGCUCGCGCUGCAGUGCGCGCUCAGCCUCAUGCCGUCGAACGCCGCCGCGCCGCAGCUGGACUGCCUCAACAUGCUCAAGAAGGAGGACAACCUGGCGUCCUUCGUCCGGCUGCUGGGGCGAGGCAGCGGCCGGGCCAAGGCAGGCCUGUGCCGCCUCCUGGAGACCGUCGCCACGGCCGCGGCGACGCGGGACCUGGCGCUCGUCGUGGCCGCCUCGCCGCGCGUGUGGCAGGCGCUCCUGCCGCUCCUGCAGCAGCACGCCGGCCCGGCCCCCGACGCGCGCGCCUCGGAGGCUGCGGUGCGCGCGAUCGCUGCGGUCUGCGCGGCCGAGCCGGCGCGUGGCAGCGCCAUCCACCACGGCGCGGUCGGCGCGCUCUUCAGGCACCUGUCGUGGUGGGCGUACGGCAAGGGCGGCGGGGCCGUGUCCAGCGCGCUGGCGGCGGUGGAGGCGCUGGCGGAGACGGAGGCCGGCCGGAGGGCGGUGGCGCGCGCGCCCGGCGCAACGCGGAUUCUCGUGAGGCACGUGUUCAUGAUGUCAUCGAGCAACGACGGGAGCGAGCACGCGGCGGCGGCGCUGCUAGCCGUGUGCAGGGAGUCGCGGGCGGCGCGGAGCGAGGCGGUGGGCGCCGGGGUGGUGACGCAGCUGCUGCUGCUGCUUCAGAGCCAGUGCGGCGCCAGGGCUAAGGCCAAGGCGAGGGCGCUGCUGAAGCUGCUCAAAUCCAGGUGAACUAGAGCUGAGUACUCAUUAGAGUUAGCGAGGAUUUAGAUGUUCUUGUAAGCUGUAAGUUUCUGCGUCAAGAAUGUCUGCCAAUGACAUGGUAUUCAAUUCCGUGCAAUUUAUGUAGUAACUCUGUGAGAUUAAAUUGCCCGGACGUAUUGUGGUGAUUCUCUUGAUUUGAACUGUUUUGUUACUGGAAACAGCAAGAUGUAGGCGUACCAUUAAUCUGGAAAGAUUGUUCGA